Lactuca virosa is the source of this 1105-nucleotide messenger RNA. The record is from the annotation of a GenBank genome assembly. NCBI's taxonomy places the organism in Eukaryota, Viridiplantae, Streptophyta, Magnoliopsida, Asterales, Asteraceae.
AAUUUUGGUAUACUAAGUUGUGAACCGGACACAAAAACCAGCUGAACCGGGAUAUAAUUGCUGCCUCAGUUGAUCAAAAAAACAAACCUUUCUUUCUCUCUCUCUCUCUCUCUCUCCUACAAACACACACACACACAAAAACACAAACGCACACAAUUCGAAAACGAGAUCUCUCUCUUUCUCUCUGGAUUCUCCGACGUCGGUAACGGGGUAUCCUUUCUCCUGUUGACUGCCGGCGAAAGUUUUCUGUGCUCCUAUUUUUCCGGCAACGGUUUGUUUAGUGGUUGAAUUUGGCAAAAAGAGGAGAAGAAAUGAGUACUGGAGAACUUCUCAGCGUCGAGCCUCAGGAGCUUGAGUUUCCUUUUGAAUUGAAGAAGCAGAUCUCCUGUUCCAUGCAAUUGACGAACAAGACGAAUAAUCAUGUGGCGUUUAAGGUAAAAACUACGAAUCCAAAGAAGUAUUGUGUUCGUCCUAACACUGGAGUUGUUUUGCCUUACGCUUCUUGUGAUGUCAUAGUGACAAUGCAAGCUCAAAAGGAGGCUCCUCCUGACAUGCAAUGCAAGGACAAGUUUUUACUUCAGAGUGCAGUUGCAACUCCUGGAAUUGCCCCUAAAGAUAUUACACCAGAAUUGUUUAGCAAGGAUUCUGGUAAUCAAGUGGAGGAAUGCAAAUUGAAAGUUAAUUAUGUUGCUCCUCAUCAACCACCAUCACCAGUUAGAGAAGGAUCAGAGGAAGGUUCCUCUCCAAGGGCUUCAAUAUCAGAUAAUGUCACUGUAAACACAAAUGACUCUUCUUCUGUCCCACGAGGAUUUGCUGAAUCUAAUGAGAAAUUAUCAGAGACAAGAUCCCUUAUAUCUAGGCUGACUGAAGAGAAGAAUUCUGCAGUUCAACAAAAGAACAAGCUUCACCAAGAACUGGAAAUGUUGAGGCGUCAAGGCAACAAAACAAGUGGUGGUGGUGUGUCACUGAUAACCGUUCUUUUUAUCGGUUUGUUGGGGAUUAUUUUGGGAUAUUAUUUGAAGUAAAUAUUUUUAUUUUAUCAAUGGAAGACGGAUAAAAAGACGAGUGGACAAAGGCUGUGUUAUUGUGAUAUUCAAAGACAAAU